This is a messenger RNA of Candidozyma duobushaemuli, 3801 nucleotides long. It is a transcript of the gene ROA1, whose product is annotated as Roa1p. Gene Ontology annotation, cellular component: membrane. The coding region runs from base 1 to 3801 and encodes 1266 amino acids. NCBI's taxonomy places the organism in Eukaryota, Fungi, Ascomycota, Pichiomycetes, Serinales, Metschnikowiaceae. Gene Ontology annotation, molecular function: ATP binding; ATP hydrolysis activity; ABC-type transporter activity. The transcript has a single exon. The record is from RefSeq and is a predicted model, not a curated record.
AUGUCUGAGUUAGCAGGCUCUCAGACGCUCUUUGUGCCUGAAAACGAAAGAGUCUCUUUGGACGUCAACAACCUCGCCGUCACUGUCAAAUCAAAAGAUGUGGAGUCAGGUGUGGUGCCCAUUCUUGACAGGGUAUCCUUUGAGCUCCCCACAAACAACAUCAUGGCCAUCAUGGGCGGCUCCGGUGCCGGCAAAACAACCCUCCUUAAUGUUUUGGCCCAGAGAUUGAAUGUCCACCAUGCCACCAUGAGCUUCUCCGGUUCGGUCGAGUACGAAACCGCCAGUGGGAAGAAGAUCACCACCGCUUACAUGCAACAGGAGGACGUGUUCUUGCCUGGUCUUACGCUUCAGGAAACGUUGAUGUACCAGGCCGAGCUCCGGAUGCCUGGAAUCACGCAGUUUGAAAGAAAGGAGCUUGUGGAGUCGCUCUUGCUGCUUUUGAUGUUGAACCACCGUGCUGACGAGAUUAUCAAGUCCUUCACAAACCACAUCAACCUCUCGGGCGGUGAGCAAAGAAGAACUUCUUUGGCCAUCCAGCUUCUCAACAAACCCUCGUUGCUUUUCCUCGAUGAACCCACCACAGGUCUCGACACCACUUCUGCAUUGACGCUUGUCCGCAUCUUGAGGACCUUGGCGUCUCCCCAAAUCGGCAUUACCAUCAUUCUUUCCAUCCACCAGCCUCGUCCAGAGAUUGCUGCUCUUUUCGACAAACUCUGCGUUUUGGCUCGUGGCGGAAGAUUGAUCUACUGUGACGCCUUGGCCGAUGCCAAUGCGUACUUUGCACGUUUGCACGAGAAGAAGGUGGUCGAAAAGCUUGAGGAUGCUGACUCCUUCCAAACUUUCAACACACUCAUGUCGAUGUCGGUGAAACUGACCCGUUCGGCCACCGAGGAGGCCAGAACAUCUAGAAUUGUCGACUCUCUUGUGGAGUCCUGGCGUAUGGAGCACUCUAGGGAGUUCUCUUUGACCACCAACGAGGAACAAAGCAAGUUCAAGGGCAACUUGAAGAAAUUCUCCUCCACACAGCCCUUGCCUCUCUGGAAGGAGAUCUACGUGCUUACCAGAAGAACAUUCAAGCUCUCGUACAGAGAUUACUUCUCCUUGAUUGCGCUUAACGGUAUGUCGCUCUCCUUGGCUAUUGUGCUCGGCUGGAUGUUCUGGAAACCACCUGCCGAUUUGGCUGGUAUCAGAUCGAUCACCUCUUCCCUUUACGUGGUGGUUGAGGUGCUCGGUUUUGCUCCUUUGCUCAUGGAGCUUGAAAGACUCUGGGCUCACGAUGGUGUUUUCUUCUUCAAAGAAUAUAAGGAACGGUGCGUGAGUAUACCUGGAUUCGUCAUCUCCAGACGUUUGGGUAAGCUUUUGCUUGAAGAUAUUCCUGUGUCUUUCUUGUUUUCCGUGGUGACCUACUUUAUGUGGGGCUUGCGUUUGGGUCCAGACUACGAGGGCCCUCAGAAUGACCCUUACCAUUUCGGAAUUUUCUAUGCUAUUGCUUUCCUUGUUACGGCGAUUGCAUUUUCCACCGGUUUUCUUUGCUUCACCUUGGGCUCCGACUUCUCCAUUUCAGCCCUUAUUUCGAACGCUUUCUACCAGCUUCAAAACUCCGGAUGUGGUUACUUCGUCAAUGCUGCCACUAUGCCUGUCUAUGUUCGUUGGGUCAAGUACUGUGCCUACUUCUGGUACGCUUUUGGUGCUCUCACUGCUAACCAGUACACUGACUGGAACGGACAGUGCCCAUACCCUGAAGGCGAUGAAGGAUGUCUUGAGUUCACUGGUAACUACCAGCUCAAUAUGUUGGGAUUCCCACAGAACUGGAUCGGUGAACCUAUUGGUAUCCUCGUUGCUUGGUGGAUAGGCUUCAACAUCAUAUCUGGUGUUUGCCUCUGCUUUAGAAACUACGACAUGGCCGUGGCUAAAAAGAAGAAGAACAGAAUUGGUGGUGACGAGGAGGACGAGAGAAAGCUCAACGAGUUUUCCAGCGACUGCAGCGAAGAAAAAGACCGUGUGGCUAGAGACAGUGUUGCCAUCAAUGUCAAGAAGAUUACCUUGUCCGUCAAGGUCAGAGAAUCUCGUUCUCUCCUUGCUAAGCGUGUCGACAGGGUUUUGCUUGACAAUGUGACUGCCAACUUCAAGGCCAAUGCCGUCAACGUGAUCAUGGGUCCUUCUGGUGGAGGUAAGACCACAUUCCUUAACUUCUUGGCUGACCGUUUGCCCAAGACCUCCAGCUUUUCCAGAAGCGGCAACAUCCUCUUGAACAACUACACUGAGGUUUCGCCUUCUGAAUUCUCCAAGAUUGCAGCUUAUGUUACUCAGCACGACAAUUUGUUAAUUCCCCAAUUGACCGUGCGUGAGACGCUUUACUUCCAGGCUAAGUUGCGUUUGCCUGUUGAAGAGCACCUGAGAAUCCCAUCGAUCAUCGCUUUGCUUUUGAGACAAACUGGUCUUGUUGACUGUGCUGAUACUCCAGUGGGAACUGCCACUGUCAAGGGUAUCUCCGGUGGUGAGAAGAGAAGAGUGUCCAUUGCUAUCCAGCUUUUGGGCAGACCCAAGAUUUUGUUCCUUGACGAGCCUACUUCUGGUUUGGAUGUUGCUACCUCUAAGUCCAUCCUCACGCUUUUGCACGAAUUGGCUGAACAAGGCACCACAAUCAUUCUGACCAUUCACCAGCCCAGCAAGGAAAUGUUCUGGCAAUUCGACUCGAUGGUGUUGCUUGCUCGUGGUGGUUUCGUUGUUUACAACGGUGACGUUGAUGUCAUGCCUCGUUACUUCGACAAGCUUGGCCACCCAUGCCCUCAGGAUGUUAACUUUGCUGACCACGUUUUGGAUACUGUUUCGAAGAGAUCUACUGAGUCUAAGGAGGAGUCCUUGGCUAGAGUCAACUUCAUGAUCCAGAACUGGAAGGAGGAGGACCAGAUCAGCGAGAAGGAAGCCUUGAUAUUGAAUGAGAUUGAUCUCGCCAAGUACAAGCCGAUUGGUGCACCUCCAUUCAUGGCUUUCAAGACCGUGCUCCACAGAACUACCAUCGUCUCGUUGAGAUCGGUUGAUGUCAUGUUUGCUCGUGUGUUCCAAGUUUGUGCUCUUGGUGCCAUCUACGCCAUUUUCUUCGCUCCAUUGAAGAACAACGUUCAAGGUAUCAGUGACCGUUUGGGUCUUACCCAAAGUGUGAUUAACUUGUACUUCUGUGGUUUGAUCAACAACUUGAGUAUCUACCCUACCCAGAGAGAUCUUUUCCAUCAAGAAUACAAGGACUCCGCCUACGGCACCUUGGUGUUCCACGCUGCUUACCUCCUUGUGGAACUCCCCUUCGAGUUUGUUCCAUGUGUGUUCUUCUCAGCCUUGGUUGUCUUUGGCAUUGGCCUUCCAAGAAACGCUGGUAUGUUCUUUGCUAUGCUUCUCACAUCCACGCUUGUCACCAACUGUGGUGACUCAUUGGGUAUCAUUUGCACGAGUAUCUUUGAACACUUGGGCUUGGCCACCAACGUUUUGGCCAACAUUGUCAUGGUUGCCAUUUUCAUGGCUGGUACAAUGUCCUUGCACAUGCCUCCAUUCUUCCAAGGAUGGAACUAUAUCAACCCAGCGAAAUACGCUGUUGAAAUCUGCACCAACUUGGCCUUCCCUAACCAAGAGUUUGAGUGUGGAGAGGGUGCCGCUGACUGUUCGCUUAACACCGGUCAGGCUGUUCUUGACUACUACGGUCUUGAUGCCCAGGUGGGCAAUGCCAUCGGAGCCUUCAUUGGCUGUGUGGUGAUCUACCGUAUUGUUGCCGUUGGCUGCACAUACACUAGAGCCAGAUUUUUUGUAUAG